Molecule: messenger RNA, 744 nt
Organism: Colletotrichum navitas
Lineage: Eukaryota; Fungi; Ascomycota; Sordariomycetes; Glomerellales; Glomerellaceae
Exons: 1
Source: RefSeq, a predicted model, not a curated record
CUUUCGUCCAAGGCGCAACAGGCCGCGUAUGACGCAGGAAACACAGUGUCAAACACGGCGCAGAGCGGAAAGCAAGCAGCCGCCGACCUUACAUCGCGUGCUGUAAGCACUGCCUCGGACAUGUCCGGAGCUGCUGCCGAGAAAGCCAGAAACGCUGGAACGGGCCUUUCAAAUGCCACUCAAAACGGAAAGCAAACCGCCACCGACAUGACUUCGAAAGCUAAGAGCACCGCUGCUGACCUUUCUGGAUCCGCUGCCGAUACUGCUAGGAACGCCGGCCAAGCUGUCUCGAACACCGCCCAAAAUGGAAAACAGACUGCCGCCAACCUGUCUUCAACAGCCCAAGGUACUGCUUCUGACUUGUCUGGAGCCGUCGCCGACAACACAGGGAGCGCCGGAGCUAAAGUCUCAAACGCCGCUCAGAGCGGCAAGCAGACUGCGGCUGACCUGUCUUCGCAAGCCACAGACAAGGCCUCCAAUGCCACCGGAUACGCCCAGGGGAUCCUUUCUUCGGCCUUCGGUAGUGCUAAGCAUGACUCCAACGAUUCAGCCAAUCAAAAUUAUACCCAUGAUUCUGCACAGAGCUUCUCUCACAACAGCAACAGGUAUUCUGAGGGCAACUUACCCCGUGGCCAAGGCGAGUAUGGAACCGAUGGACUGGCGAGCAGAGCAUCCCAUUCAACACAUGUUGGUGCCGAAGCCCCGAGGCUUUCUGCUAUGGACGAUGUGAACAGACGUGCUUCU